CUCACUCCUCACUUCUCAGUCGUCACUUCGUUGCUUCCCCGUUUGUCACUCUCUAUCUCUCUCUCUUAUUAUAAACCCGGAAGACGAUCAGUUCAGUCUAUACCUUCUGGGAAUCGAUCACCAAAAUGAGAGAGGAAGAGAUAGAGAGGAUGCGAGGUGUGGUAAGGGACUGCGUGAGCAAGCAUCUCUACUCCUCCGCAAUUUUCUUUGCCGAUAAAGUUGCUGCCUUUACGAACGAUCCUGCAGAUAUCUAUAUGCAGGCGCAGGCUCUCUUCAUCGGUCGCCAUUAUCGCCGUGCUUUCCACCUUCUUAACGCUUCCCAGAUCGUUCUUCGCGACCUCCGCUUUCGCUACCUCGCUGCCAAAUGCUUGGAGGAGCUGGGGGAGUGGGAUCAAUGCCUACAAAUGCUUGGUGAUGCUAGAAUAGAUGAACAUGGAAAUGUUCAUGAUGUAAAGGGCUGUAACAUCAUGUACCUGGAUAAGGAUGGGGAAGAUCACGAAAUUAAUAUUUCUUCUGCUAUAUGCUUUCUACGAGGCAAGGCAUAUGAAGCUCUGGAAAACCGUGCUCAGGCUAGGCAAUGGUACAGAGCUGCUCUCAAGGCUGAUCCUUUAUGUUAUGAGGCUUUGGAAUGUCUUAUCGACAAUCACAUGCUGACCUGUGAGGAAGAAACAAGUCUUCUGUCAUCAUUGCAUUUUGGUCCCGAAGAUGGAUGGCUUGCAUCUUUCUAUUCAUGUUUAAUAACAAAGUAUGGCAAGGAAAGUGUUGUAGAAGCGAAGUUCAAAGAUCUGGAGAAAGAAAAUUGUGAUGUUAACUCUCCAAAUCCCUCAGUCACGUGCACACUGAUAAACAACACAGAUCUGUUGGCCUGCAAAGCUGAAUACUACCAUCAAUGUGGAGAAUAUCAAAAAUGCUUUGAACUGACUUCUGUACUACUUGAAAGAGACCCCUUCCAUUUGAAAUGUACUUUGGUGCAUUUAGCCGCCGCUAUGGAGCUUGGCCAUUCAAAUGAGCUCUAUAUUAUGGCUUCCACUCUAACAAAGGACCAUCCUAAAAAAGCUUUAUCAUGGUUUGCUGUUGGUUGCUACUACUAUUGUAUCAAGAAGUAUGGUCAAUCACGACAUUAUUUCAGCAAGGCUACGAAUAUGGAUGGAACAUUCCCUCCUGCUUGGAUAGGAUAUGGUAAUGCUUAUGCUGCUCAAGAAGAGGGAGAUCAAGCAAUGUUGGCCUAUCGAACUGCAGCUCGUCUGUUUCCUGGGUGCCAUUUACCAACUGUAUACAUUGGGAUGGAAUGCAUGCGGACACACAGCUUUAAACUGGCCGAAGAGUUUUUCAUGGAGGCUAAAACCAUUUGCGCUUCUGAUCCUCUUGUUUAUAAUGAACUUGGAGUUGUUGCAUAUCACAUGAAGGAGUAUAAAAAAGCUGUGUGGUGGUUUGAGAAGACAUUGGCUCAGAUUCCUUGUUUAAGUGAAAUGUGGGAACCAACUGUGGUGAAUCUUGCACAUGCGUUGAGGAAACUAAAGAUGUAUCCUGAAGCAAUCUCAUACUAUGAGAAAGCACUUGCCUUGUCAACCAAAAGUUUGAGCACUUAUGCUGGUCUAGCAUACACUUACCACCUACAGGACAAUUUCAAUGCUGCAAUUACAUAUUACCACAAGGCUUUAUGGCUACAACCGGAUGACCAGUUCUGCACAGAGAUGUUAACGCUUGCUCUUGUGGAUGAAUGCCGCAGAAGCUCUGAUAGCGAAAGUGAGUAUCAUUGAAACCGAGUAAAUGCUUGGCAAUAGAGCUAUAACUGCUGAGGAAGUGUUGUAAUAUCUUGUAUAAUAUGCACCUGUGAAAUAGGUAAUAUUAUAGUUAAUAGCAUUGUUUGCUAGUAUUUAUAUAUUUUUUGGUAAGCAACUUUAUUUGUUAUAUGUUGCAGCAAUAGAAACAUUUUCCGUGUUUAUUAUUCUGUGAUAUUGUUAUACAAUAUACGCAAGUGUUUUAUCUUUUUUUCGUGUUGAAGGGUUGAAGCUUGGAUGUGGAACUCUUGUAACCAAAUAAUAAUUUGCAUUUGAAGUUUGAGACAGCAA
This is a messenger RNA of Telopea speciosissima, 2072 nucleotides long. Its product is annotated as anaphase-promoting complex subunit 6. The transcript is spliced from 16 exons. NCBI's taxonomy places the organism in Eukaryota, Viridiplantae, Streptophyta, Magnoliopsida, Proteales, Proteaceae. The record is from RefSeq and is a predicted model, not a curated record. Gene Ontology annotation, molecular function: protein binding. Gene Ontology annotation, biological process: cell division. The coding region runs from base 126 to 1760 and encodes 544 amino acids.